AGAAUUUUGGCGGGCGUUUUGGGGGCGAGGGAGGCGGGCUGCUGCCAUGGAAACAGAACCAGCGAGGGCCGGGCGAGGAGCAGCGCGUUUUCUCCAGCAGAACUGACCCAUGUGGGAGAUUUGCAGCGUCCACCUGAAGCAAACAGUCGUUUCUCUUGAGAAGUCUUAGUUGGUGUUGUGAGAAUAUGGAUGGGUUUAAUUGGUGCUGUGAGAAUAUGGAUGCGGAUGAUAAUUUAGACUUGCUGGCUUCCUUAUUAGACGAGAAUGAGGUAGCUGCCGAGCAAGAUCCUGAAGAGAACAACCUUGGUAAGGCUGAAGCUGGAAGCCCCAACAAGUGCAAUGAACUCUUUGAAUCUGAUGCUUCAUACAUUGAGGAGCCGGAUGCUGGUAAGGGAGCAUCUGGUAACUGCCAGGAAAACGGGGCAACGUUGUUAGGACAUGUUGGUGACCUCUCGGGAGAGGAGAAGAAAACUGUGCCAGGCGUGCCUCAGUCUCUACCAAAGGGGAAGACCAUUGGAGAUCUGCAAGUUGAGUUGAGCCAACUGCAAGAGCAGAUGAAGAAAUUACAGGAACAGUUUCAUUGUCAAAGGAUUUACCCAUUACACACUGCUGAAACCCUUGCUGUGUUAGAGAAGCAAACCCAGGCUCCAAGGCCAACGUCAAGUUAUUUGCCUCAGCCUCUGAAGUUUGUUGCCAGGAGAAAGUCUGAUGUGGGUGCCAGUCAGAGAUCUCAAACAUCACAGAGAUCCAGUGUAAUUAAACCAGAGGUCUUCGUGGAAGCCUUUUCCGGACUCAGGUUAAGAAAACCCCAUGUGUCUUCGGCUGAGAUGGAGAGAAAAAUGGCAGGCCGGACAUUAAUUAGACUCUCUCAAUUACAAGACAAGCUUUCGUCAGGGAAUCUUGAGGAAAUGAACUGGGUGACUUUUGGCGUUAUCUUAAAGAAGGUCACUCUUCAGAGCUCCAGUAAUGGUAAAACUUUCAGCAUCUGGAGCUUGAACGACCUGCAUGACUUCAGCAGAUGUGUCUCCUUGUUUCUCUUUGGUGAUGUUCACAAAGAUCACUGGAAAGCGGAUCAAGGCAUGGCCAUUGGGCUGCUGAAUGCUAAUCCCAUGAAGUCAAAGGAAGGGUCAAAUGAGGUGUGUGUGUCUGUUGAUCAUCCUGAAAAGAUCUUACUUUUGGGUGAGGCCAUGGACCUAGGAACCUGCAAAGCCAGGAAGAAAAAUGGAGAGCCUUGCACACAGAGAGUUAAUCUGAACAGCUGUGAGUAUUGCCAGUAUCAUGUCCAGUCCCAAUACCGACGUCUCAGUUCAAAGCGGGCAGAUCUGCAGUCAUCCUUUUCAGUCACUCGGGCUCCAAAAAGGACAGUGAAGAAGGCCCUUGGCUUGAAGGAGAGACUUUGUCAAAACGGAUUUCAUUACGGAGGGGUUUCCUCAGCAGCCUAUGCAGCCUCAGUCGCAGGAGCUGCUGCCCCCAAGAAGAAGAUCCAAACCACUCUAUCCAAUUUGGUUGUGAGAGGAGCUGACACAAUUCUGCAGGAAACAAAGCAAAAACUGGCUUUGCCGUGUUCAGAUGAAUUCAAGGAACUUCUGGCCACAACCUCCGUUGGGGCACAAAACCUAAACCGGCACUUAGCCAAAGCUAGUGUACCAGCAGCACUGACCAGGAAGCCAAGCUCAGAUUUCCGGUCCAUCUCUGCCUCCAUGCUGCUGAAACAACAGAAGCAGCAAAUGCUGGAAGCCAGAAAAAGGAGAUCUGAAGAGCUGCAGAAGAGGUUUCUGCAAACUGCAAGUAAUUCAAGUGCCCCAGCACUGCCCUCUUCCUUAGUGCUGUUGUCUCCAACUUCAGGAGCUGAAUUCCCCAAAGUCACAAAACUGUCCAGUCCCCAGACACCUAGGCUUGGCAUGGGUUUUUCUGAAGGAGAUGACAUUCUCUUCUUUGACAACUUGGUUCCUCCAGCACGCAAGCCAAAUGGCUUGGCAGAAGCGAAAAAGAUAGCAGCCAUAAAUAAACUGCGUGCCAAGGGCCAGAUCCUCUCCAAAGUUGACCCAAACAGCAUAAAACGGAAACGAUCCGAUCUUGACAUUCUAGAGCUUGCUGAGAGAAUGCAAAAAAGUGUCCCUGCGGUAGAAGGUAAUGAUACUGAGGGGCUAGAGCCUGUUCAAAAGAAACGUUGUGAGCAGCUUGCGUAUAUGAACUGUGAAGAAUUCCAAGAGAUCUUGCACGCUAGGUCCAAACACACAGGCGUCCUUAAGGAGUUUGAGGCAGAGGUGCAGGAACGCUAUUUCGAACCCCUGGUGAAAAAAGAGCAAAUGGAAGAGAAGAUGAGGAGCAUCAGAGAAGUGAAAUGCCGCGUUGUGACCUGCAAGACAUGCAAGUAUACCUAUUUCAAGCUCCUAAAUUCCUGUGUGGUGCAAAAUCAUGACUACAAUUGGCAUGAUGGCAUAAAGCGAUUUUUUAAGUGUCCAUGUGGAAACCGAGCCAUCUCUCUUGACAAGCUACCCCAAAAACACUGCAGCCAUUGUGGCCUCUUUAAGUGGGAACGUGAUGGAAUGCUCAAAGAGAAGAAAGGUCCCCGAAUUGGUGCAGAAACACUUCUAACAAGAGGAGAAGAACAUCACAGAUUUCUCAACAGCAUGAAGUAAUUGUGAAAAAACCUUGAAGUUCUGAAGGCAAAUUGAUUUACAAUAAGGCCCCAUGGUUCUAAGUAUGGAAUGGAGAGGUCUCUUUCUAAAGACUCUGUCAGGGCAGUGUGACUCUGACUUACUGGGGAAGGUUCCAGUUGGGGCACAGAGGAGCCUACAAGCACGACAUGGGUCCCAUUAGACAGAUGACUCAGCCUUUCUCUCUCUCCCCCCUCCCCCCCCCCAAAAAAAGUCUGGUUCCUGCUUUUCAGUCUUCCUAAAUAAUUAGGAUUAAAUCUUCAUUUGGUUUAGGAAGUGGUACUUAGAAAACUUGAAGUUUACAGUCCAAGAAACGACUUCUCAGGUUCUGCAGCUGUUGCCUUUGCCAAUGAGAAAGCCACAGUUUUAUCUUCAGCCAUUUCAGUCAAGGAAUGUAUACAGAGAAGAAACAACUAAGUCCUGAGAGCUAACUGCCACAACAUCCAGGCAAUAAAAGAAAAUGUGCCUGUCUUUUUUGUUAUUUUGCCAGUCCACACACCUUUCCAAACCUAGAAUAAUCCUUUUACAAAGUGGCACUUCUAUUUGCCUCCAGUCUUCGUGCCUUUUCUCCAGCGGUCACUUUAAAAUUCUAAGAUUGUUCUACAUCUGGUUGUUUUUAUCAGCAGUUGAGAUAAUACAGGUUGCUUCAGAAAAUAAAUUAUCCCUAGUAUAAAGCAUUGAUGGUCUAUGAAAAGAAAUAAGGGGAUCGCUAAAAUUAGGGCAGAGUUAUCUGAACUGGAACGACAAUUUUAUACAGCACCUUCAGAGGAAGUCUUUAAUUGGUUAGCCACUAGAAGCAUCAUUUGGAUUCGUGGCUUGAACUGUGCAUUAAAAUUAUUUCUUACCUGUGUGUGAUGCAGCUAUUUCCACUAUGUAAUUCUCUCUUUCAAUUUUGUCCAUUCCUACUACUGUUACUUGUCAGUAAACAGCAGGAUAUACCAUUGGAAAGGCAGUUGUUGAAAAUGUAUUGACAAUUGUAAAUAUGAGCCUGCAAUACUGGCAUUAAAUUUUUAGCAGCUACCCGGGAAUCGUGUGGAUAUUCAUCAUAGUGAAUGCUGUGGGUUUAAGUAGACUAGCAUGCAUUUUUACAAUAAAAAAAGUGUGUGGGUCUUGUUUCUAAAA
Molecule: messenger RNA, 3782 nt
Organism: Heteronotia binoei (common prickly gecko)
Lineage: Eukaryota; Metazoa; Chordata; Lepidosauria; Squamata; Gekkonidae
Gene: MCM10
Product: minichromosome maintenance 10 replication initiation factor
Exons: 20
Coding region: 186-2642 (818 amino acids)
Biological process (GO): DNA replication; DNA replication initiation
Cellular component (GO): replication fork protection complex; nucleus
Molecular function (GO): DNA replication origin binding; single-stranded DNA binding
Source: RefSeq, a predicted model, not a curated record